This is a messenger RNA of Aspergillus niger, 465 nucleotides long. RefSeq lists its product as hypothetical. The transcript has a single exon. The record is from RefSeq and is a predicted model, not a curated record. The coding region runs from base 1 to 465 and encodes 154 amino acids. NCBI's taxonomy places the organism in Eukaryota, Fungi, Ascomycota, Eurotiomycetes, Eurotiales, Aspergillaceae.
AUGGCUCAACAUCACCAUCAAUCAUCAUUAGAAACUGUAUUGAAUUUCUCUCCUGUAUUUCUUUUCACUAUCCUAAUAAAAGCAAAAGGCCCGGGAGCUUCUCAAUACCUGCAUCUAGCAUUAUGGCCUCGAAUAAUGCGUGUAAUCUGGCUACGACUCAACGGUUGGUUAAGCACACUGGCUGUGAUUUUAAGUACAUGCUCUUUGUGCGUGGACAAUCAUUGCUCAAAUCCAGGCCUGCCUUCAAAAUCGUCUAGCGGACCGGAUAGUAAACUGUCAACGCUUCUUUCUCAGUCACUCAGGCAGUCUGUUUUUGUGAAGUUAUUAAUAUGGAGUUCCUGCCGACGCAAAAAUAGAGGAAGCAGCUUCUCUAAAGACCUCGGUGGCGAUUAUUCGGGCCCGGGUCGAGCAGGCUCUACCGGAGGGCCAGGCCGCUACCAAGCAGGCCGAUGGCUAGAUCCCUAG